Cyprinodon variegatus (sheepshead minnow) is the source of this 489-nucleotide messenger RNA. Its product is annotated as lactose-binding lectin l-2-like. The record is from RefSeq and is a predicted model, not a curated record. Lineage: Eukaryota; Metazoa; Chordata; Actinopteri; Cyprinodontiformes; Cyprinodontidae. Gene Ontology annotation, molecular function: signaling receptor activity. Bases 1 to 489 code for a protein of 162 amino acids. The transcript has a single exon.
AUGAUCCUGUUCCUCUCAUUGUUUGCUUUAGCUCUGGGUUCAGUGUCAACUUCAUCUGAACCAGAAAUAAGGCUGGAGCGUGGCACCUGCCCCAUGUUCUGGUACAGCUUCAAUGGCCGCUGCUACAAGUACGUCGCCACACAGAUGACCUGGGCUGAAGCAGAGCUCCACUGUGUAUCAGAAGGAGCCAACCUGGUGUCUGUCCACAGCUCUGCAGAGCAUGAUUUUGUUAAAUCUCUGAUCAAGAACUUUGACCCUGCUGAAGGAUGCACAUGGAUCGGACUCAGUGAUAUCCAUAAGGAAGGUGGCUGGAUGUGGUCUGAUGGUUCUGCAGCAACAUUUUUCUCUUGGGGUCCCGGGGAGCCAAACAACAAAGGUGGAGCUGAACAUUGUGUUCAAACUAACUUUAAUCCAGAUAAAAAAUGGAAUGAUGCACAUUGUUCUGACUACUACCCCUCGGUCUGUGCAAGUCGCACAGCCUUUAUCUAG